Molecule: messenger RNA, 1524 nt
Organism: Cotesia congregata
Lineage: Eukaryota; Metazoa; Arthropoda; Insecta; Hymenoptera; Braconidae
Source: the annotation of a GenBank genome assembly
AUGAAUUUUAAUAACAUUUACAUAGUUUUACUCAGCUUUUUACCGUUUAUUAAUGCAAGUGUUCUUUCAGGAAUAUUGCUAGGACCCAAAGUUUAUGAAGCAAAUCCAGAUGCCAAAAGACUGUAUGAUGAUUUAUUGUCAAAUUACAAUCGGCUUAUACGGCCUGUUGUCAACAAUACAGAAACUCUUACUGUUUGGUUGGGGUUGAAAUUGUCACAAUUAAUAGAAAUGAAUUUAAAAAAUCAAGUUAUGACUACUAAUGUAUGGGUAGAACAAAAAUGGUUUGAUUAUAAAUUACAAUGGGAUCCAAUGGAAUACGGUGGAGUUGAAAUGCUUUAUGUCCCUUCAGAAAAUAUUUGGUUACCAGAUAUAGUUUUAUACAAUAAUGCUGAUGGAAAUUAUGAAGUAACAUUAAUGACCAAAGCAACAUUAAAAUAUAAUGGUGAAGUCUACUGGAAGCCUCCAGCAAUUUACAAAUCAUCAUGUGAAAUAAACGUUGAAUAUUUUCCAUUUGAUGAACAAUCUUGUCUGAUGAAAUUUGGCUCCUGGACUUACAAUGGUGCUCAGGUGGAUUUGAAACAUAUGCAACAGCAACCAGGUAGUAAUUUAGUAGCAACGGGUAUCGACUUAAACGAAUUUUACCUCUCAGUCGAGUGGGAUAUUCUUGAAGUACCAGCUUCACGUAAUGAAGAAUAUUACCCUUGUUGUGUCGAGCCGUACUCAGAUAUUACAUUUAAUAUAACAAUGCGCAGAAAAACACUUUUUUAUACAGUUAAUCUUAUAAUACCGUGUGUGGGAAUUACCUUUUUAACAGUUUUGGUAUUUUAUCUACCAAGCGAUUCUGGAGAAAAGGUCUCAUUGUGUUCAUCAAUUUUGCUGUCAUUGACAGUGUUCUUCCUCUUAUUAGCAGAAAUAAUUCCGCCAACAUCACUAGCCAUUCCGUUACUCGGAAAAUAUUUAUUAUUUACCAUGAUAUUAGUGACACUGUCAAUUUGGAUCACUGUCGUCGUAUUAAACGUUCAUUUUCGAUCACCAACGACUCAUAAAAUGUCCAAAUGGGUAAGAAAAUUAUUUCUCCAUUGGAUGCCACGACUCUUGAUGAUGCGACGAACUCCUUACGCUACUCCAGAGUAUACUGACAUUUACGGAGAUAACGAAAGCGAAUACACGACAGACAUGAAAGAAAAUCCAGAUGAAAUGGACAGAGUUACGCUGGGUUACAAGAAUAUGGAAGACGAAGAUGGACAUCCUCAUGGCUCUAGCCAUGACAGUGAUAAUAUCCUGCUCAAACAUGUAAUUGAAGAUUGGAAGUACGUUGCAAUGGUACUAGACAGAUUUUUCCUGUGGGUGUUCACGAUCGCAUGCACAGGUGGAACAGCUGGAAUAAUAUUACAAGCUCCAAGUCUCUACGACACGCGAGUCGCACUAGAUCAAAAUCGAUCUCCGGGAAUUCCUAUGCGCCAGGGUAAAGACAUGCGAACUGUUGGUAUUGGAGAGAUCGACAGUAUUUUGAAUAAACAAUAA